Molecule: messenger RNA, 1736 nt
Organism: Triplophysa dalaica
Lineage: Eukaryota; Metazoa; Chordata; Actinopteri; Cypriniformes; Nemacheilidae
Product: TPA-induced transmembrane protein
Exons: 9
Coding region: 91-882 (263 amino acids)
Source: RefSeq, a predicted model, not a curated record
CUGUGUACCGAAGCAGGAGGCGUGUGUUCAGCGCCUCAGUUCCGGGUAAUAAUAGCAGAUCUGUGUUGUGGGACACUUGACUAUGGAAGAAUGGGCGACGAUCUGGAGUUAAAUAUAAUUCAAGGUGAUAAUGACAACAAUAAUGUCGCCAGUGAUGGUCGUAUCGAGGUAAAUCCAGAGAAUGGAGACUGUCCUGACCACAUCAACUCUGAGGCACAUGAAGUGUCUCCCCUUCUUUCAACAUCGCAGGUGGGCGAUGGCAGGAGGGAAGAACUCAGUGUGGAUGUUGUCAAUAUUGAACCUGAAACCAUAUCAAGGGACGAGACUGAGCUGCAGAGGGUGAAGCGAGAGCUGAAUGAGGUGGUGGUGUGGAAACUCAAAGUGUGGAUGCUGAUACUCAUCAUCUUGUUUCUUAUCACUCUGAUUGUUUCAGUCAGCCUCAUUGUUUGUGCAGCUGGUUACAACGAUGAAGAUGAGAAAUAUGACAGAUCAUCAUUUGUGGUGGAGCGCUUCUACACAGGGAACUUUACUCUUGCCAAAAACAAUUUCACUUCACACCCUUUAACUCAACCAGAUGAAUCCGAGCAGCUGCUAGAACAACUACAACAACAGCUGACAGCAGUCUACAAUUCUUCUCCUGCGUUGGCACGCUACUUCUCCAAUGUUACCAUAAACAAUUUCAGGGACGAAACCGCUCAGUUUGAGCUUCAGUUCAUCAUCCCUUCAGAAAAUGAACAGUUGGUGCGCAAUACUCUGAGCAGAGACAUGGUGAAAGGUGUGCUUCUUCAACACUUUUAUGAUCAGGACUCUGAUGCUGGAGAUCAUCUCUACGUCAUACCAACAUCACUCAGUAUAGAAGUUUGUACAAAGAGAAGAAUUUGAGGAGACAAAUGUGUGGACGUUCUCACCUUUCCUAACAAAUUUGUGGAAAAUGGUUGUUGGCUUUUAAAAGAAUGUUGUUGUUAAGCGACAGUAAAAAGUACACUAAAUGUCAAACCAAAGCAUUUUAUCGUAAACAGAUACAGUUUACUAAUUAAAAGUAUUUGGUAUAUCUGUAUACUAUAUUAAUAUUAUUUUUAUGUUUACACCUUAAGAUGUUCUUUUACUGCCCAUAAACUUUUGUAUGUUUUCUCUUGACUUUUUUCCCAAGCAUUGCAUUUACACACAUUGUUAUAUAGUCAUUCCUGUCUCUCCAUGUGUCCUUUUUUCCUUCUUAUGGGGCCAAGAGGAAGCAGUGAGGCCUCAGUGUUAUUUGACUUGCAUGUAUGUAUACAUGGUUUGAUUUAAGCUGUGUGUCUGUAAAUAAGUUAAAAUUGUUUAUCUUUUGUACUUGCUGUUUUGAGGACAUUAGGGCUGCUUGCUACUGGGCAAGUCAUUUCUUACACAAUUAUAGUCACAUGACAUUUACAGCUCAGAUGAAUCGCUUCAAAAACUUGGAUGUGGAACCCAGUGCCCAUGAGAAAAUGAUGCACUUUUUAUGUAGAUUUAUCACACACGGCCAGAGAAUUUAAUACUGUCUAAGAUAAUAGAUAAUACCUUAAUAAAAAAGUGUGUGUCGGUUAAAAACCUCUGUUUCUAUGCAGGGAUUUGUGACUAUUGUUACUGUUAUCAAUCUCUUAACUAGCACACUAUUUGCUAAAGGUGUGACAAACUGCCAUGACCAUGAGUGAACUUAACAAACACUGUCACCAAACAAUACUCUUUUAAUAACCUUUAAUAAAUUGUCUUGAACUGUU